Messenger RNA from Macrosiphum euphorbiae (potato aphid), 681 nucleotides. The record is from the annotation of a GenBank genome assembly. Lineage: Eukaryota; Metazoa; Arthropoda; Insecta; Hemiptera; Aphididae.
AUGGCAGGCACAGAUAAAAAAAAACUGUUGAUAAUUGGAAAAUCUGCAAAGCCAAGAUGUUUUAAAAAUAUAAAAAUAACAAACUUACCUGUUUCUUAUUUAUCGAAUAAAAAUGCAUGGAUGACAGCAGAAAUAUUUACAUCGUGGUUGAAAGACUGGGACAAAGAGCUUGGAAAACAAUCAAGGACAAUUUUAUUAAUUGUUGAUAAUGCUGGACCACAUCCAAAAUUGAUAGAUUUAAAAAAUAUCACACUUGAGUUCUUGCCUCCAAAUACUACUUCUCUCGUUCAACCACUCGAUAUGGGGAUCAUUAAGAAUUUAAAAACUCAUUACCGUGGACUAUUGGUAACAUACAUUUUAAAGGCUAUUGAAGAUAAUUCACAUUGUUUUGCACAUUGCGGUUUCAGACCACUGAUUGAUCUACCUAUUCCUCCUAUUGUUUCUAUUGAAAAUGACGUAGCGCAAUGCGUAGAAAAUGGGGAGCUAUUUAUAAAAAUUGAUGAUGGUGUGCAGUGCUUCAAUGAAAAUGAAAAUUACGAUAACAUUCUCGAUGAAAUUGCUGAAAGAAGUCUGCAAAAUGAAGAAAGCGAUGACGAUGACUAUGAGGUUCAGCCCUUCAAAAUUACAACAAGAGAAGCAGAAAAAACAAUGGACGAUUUUCUGCAGCCUAACAAAAUAUAA